Messenger RNA from Xenia sp. Carnegie-2017, 1397 nucleotides. RefSeq lists its product as uncharacterized. The record is from RefSeq and is a predicted model, not a curated record. Bases 470 to 1096 code for a protein of 208 amino acids. Lineage: Eukaryota; Metazoa; Cnidaria; Anthozoa; Malacalcyonacea; Xeniidae. The transcript is spliced from 3 exons.
UUAAGAUGGUGGUAAGUUAUUUUCAACUCGCAGAAAUCAUAUAAUGUAACAUUUCACAGUUAUGUACAACUGCUAAGUUAACAAUUGAAAAAGUGUAGAAGUCAAAGCAUAUAAGGUAGCAUUUAAUAAGCAGACAGCGGCACGCGGCUAUGACCGUAAAUUGACAUCACUAAUGGCCAUUAUUCGUGCGUUGACAUGUCUCUCCUGAUGAUCACAGCAAGACAGAAUACAUCACGCAACAAAACUGUUGCAAAUGUUAUCCUUCAUUAAUACUUGAGAGGUUUAUAGAUUUGCAAAAGAUACCGGAAAUAGUAUCCAAAAGACCGGCUAUCCAGUACCUACUACAUUCUGUUUUUGUCAUUAAAGUCUUAGACUUACUGACGUUAUGUAGACGCCAACCUAAAUUCCUGUUGGACGAAGCACCAGUGCAAGCUAUGUCAGGAAUAUCUUCCGAAAAACGAACAACGUCAUGAAGGAUAUUGGUAGAACACAAUUGGAUGAAACUCAAGACUCUGAAGACCUUUUUCAAACUGAAAAAUGGACAUGGAAACCAGUAGGCGCUGACUGGAAUGGAGUUGAAAAUGCACAUGCUUGGCAAUACUUUGGAAACGUUUCAAAAUCGGAUGAAGAAGAGAGUUAUAAUGAGCAUGAAGUUGAGACGGAGGUCGAUCCUUUCACAAACAUGACUUUCAUAUUUUCCCCUUCAAGUCCAGGGAUUAUAUUUGGUAAGAGGAAUAAAACGGUGGAAAAAGCGCAUUUGGUUUUUGAAGGUCAAUUAAAAACAACGAAUUGGUGCUUCAAAGCGUAUUACACAAAAGCAUCUAAAAAAUAUAAGAAAACUAUGAACUGCUGUAAAAAGUUAAGAAAGUGCCAAAAGAAAAGACACGUUAAAGAUGGAAUUUUCGAUUGCUCGUGUGCUAUAUAUUUUAACAUCUGUUUGAAAAAAGCCAAGACAAACAUGGCCAAAACCAUUGAAAAAAUGUACUUCGAUCGAAAUAUUGUUUGCUACAAGAAAAAUCACAAUUGUGGAGCGGAUGGAAAGUGCGUAACAAACUUUGCAUACCAAUGGAAGAUUAUCUAUCGAUACCUUGGAUAAACUUAGUAAUCCCAGUAAUUUCCGAAAUGUUAAGAGUCUAUACUUUAGGAUAUAUACAAGAGGUUUACCAUGGUGUUAGAUUUGAAACUCGCUGGAACACACAUACUGUUAGGCUGUAAGCUAACACAGAACUACUUUUUGUAGAUAGUUCUAACUGAGAUUAUGCUUAGAACGUCAAAUAAUAACUAAAGAAUAUGUUCAGAGUUUAUUAGCCAAAUUUGACAAAGUAAAUAGACAAAUUAACCUUUUCAAACAAAUUAAUUCAAUAAAUAUAUAAGUCGCUUUAGUUCAAAUUAUCAAA